CGACGGUAGCGGAAGUGACGCAGCUUGCUGUGUUUCCGUUGGCUGGUCUGUCUGUUGGAGCGUCAGAAGCGGAUCGGUUCGGUUCGGUUCGGUUCGGUUUGGUUCGUCGUAAUCAGAAGCAUAAACUCCCCGCAUCAGAUGUCGUUCGGUGUCCCGCACAGCGGCGGCCGGCGCAGUAAAUGGGACCAGGCCGGUCCGGGGUCGUCUGGAGCUGAUGGAGGUUCUGCUCCGACUGGAGCUCUGGACGCUGCUGCCGCCGUCGCUGCCAAGAUCAACGCCAUGCUGGUGGCCAAAGGCAAACUCAAGCCGUCUCAGAUCAGCAGCGCUGCUGCCGCCGAUAAAGUGGCAGGUGUUGGUGGUAAUAAGGUGAAAGAUGAUCUGGUGGUGGCUGAGGUGGAGAUUAACGACGUCCCGCUAACCUGUCGGAAUCUGCUGACCCGCGGACAGACUCAAGACGAGAUCAGCAGAGUGAGCGGCGCUGCCGUGUCCACCAGAGGACGCUUCAUGACAGCGGAGGAGAAGAGCAAAGCACUGCCCAGUGACCGUCCGCUCUAUCUGCACGUCCAGGGACAAACCAGAGACUUAAUGCAUUACGUACAGGACAAGCUGUUUGUGGGUCUGGAUCAGGCCGUGCAGGGCUUCUGUGUGAAGGAGCGAGUGGAGGGCCCCGGCUGCUCGUACCUGCAGCACAUUCAGGCCGAAACCGGGGCCAAAGUCUUCCUGCGGGGCCGGGGGUCCGGCUGCUUGGAGCCCGCGUCCGGACGAGAGGCCUUCGAGCCCAUGUACAUCUACAUCAGUCACCCAAAACCAGAAGGACUUGCUGCUGCAAAAACCCUGUGUGAAAACCUCCUGCAGACCGUUCAUGCUGAGUAUUCUCGAUUCCUGAAUCAGAUGAGCAGUGUGAUGCCCACACAGGGAUUCGUUCAGCCUCCUGCCGUUAACGGGAUCCAGCCGCAGGCUCCGUAUUACCCUCCCGCAGGCUUCCAGCCGUCCUACCCCGGCCCGGUCCCUCCGCCACAGCCCGUCGCUCCUCAGUAUCCGCUGGCUCCUCUGGCUCCGGCCCCAGGCCCCGUCCCCACCGCACAGUAUCCCAUCACCCCCGCGCUCCCGAGCGUCCUGGCACAGACGCUGGCUCCGGCUCCGCAGAAACGGCGCUUCACGGAGGAGGUGCCAGACGAGACGGACCGCGGCCUGCUGGGAUACCAGCAUGGACCCAUUCAUAUGACUAAUUUAGGUGCAGGCAUCUCUGUGGGCAGCUCUGAGGCAUCAGGACCCCCGUCUGCUGCUUCCUCAGGGCCUGUGAGAGAGAGAGACAGCAGCAGACUCAUGCCGCCUCCGUGUGCUCCGGGGCCAGUCGACGGUCCGAGAGCUCAGAAAGCAGACGAGAAGACGCCGGCGCCGAGCCUUCUGGAGCCGCAGGUGAAGCGCGCGCGGAUGGGGCUCGUGGCGUAUACUGGAGACUCCUCCGACGAAGAAGAGGAUCAUGGAGCCUUCAGAGCGGCCGGAGCCACAGGAUGGACAUACCGCUGCCCUUCAUCACCGCCCACACGGCCCAAAACACAGACGCAGACGCAGCCCAUGCCCUUCUGGAUGGCACCGUAAACACACACACACACACACACACACACACACACAUCAUGUUCAUGCCUCCUAAAGACUGUCCUGUGGGAUUAUGGGAGGAUGGAAGAGCGAUGGCCGCUCAUGUGACACUGCAGGAUCGCGUGUCUCAUCACUCUGCUUUAGUUUCUCUUCAUCAGUUUGAUUUGUAAUGUUACUUCUUCUGAGAUGAAUAAACACAUGCAUUGGCUCACA
Sinocyclocheilus anshuiensis is the source of this 1812-nucleotide messenger RNA. RefSeq names its product KH domain containing 4, pre-mRNA splicing factor (gene khdc4). Bases 139 to 1602 code for a protein of 487 amino acids. The transcript has 13 exons. Gene Ontology annotation, molecular function: RNA binding. Gene Ontology annotation, cellular component: nucleus. The record is from RefSeq and is a predicted model, not a curated record. NCBI's taxonomy places the organism in Eukaryota, Metazoa, Chordata, Actinopteri, Cypriniformes, Cyprinidae.